AAUCCGGGCGAGCCGUGACGUCACCGGCGGACUGACAGCCGACGUCGCAGUAAUGGAGGAAGUGAGAGUGUUUCCCCUGACCUGUGCUGUGCAAAAUUAUGCAUGGGGGAAAAGUGGGCUGGACAGCGAAGUGGCCAAACUUGUGACUGGCGGAGAUCCACUCGCAGUGAUAGAGGAUGGCAAGCCCUAUGCAGAGCUGUGGAUGGGCACCCACCCAAAAGGUGAUGCCCAGAUUAAAGACAACAGGAUUGCUCAGACCACACUGGGCCAGUGGAUCGCCCACUUCCCUGCCUGUCUGGGCUCCAAGGUUAAGGACACCUUCCAGGGUCAGCUGCCCUUCCUUUUCAAAGUGCUUUCUGUCAACACAGCUCUGUCCAUACAGGCCCACCCCAACAGAGAGUUAGCCGCUCGUCUCCAUGCUCAGUUUCCGGAGCACUAUCCAGACAGCAACCACAAGCCAGAGAUGGCCAUUGCACUCACCCACUUCCAGGGCCUCUGUGGCUUCAGACCAGUGGAGGAGAUCCUGGGAUUCCUUAAAUGUGUCCCAGAGUUCCAUGCUCUAGUGGGUAACGAGGCGGCAGAGGAGCUGCGGAGCAGCAUGGGAGAUGCAGAACGUACAGGCCUAGUCCUGAAGAAGUGCUUCACCAGGAUGAUGAACUGUGAGAAGAAGGUGUUUGUAGACCAGCUCAACAUGCUGGUGAAGAGAGUCACAGAGGAUGGUGCGGCAGGGAAGGACACUUCGAGCAGCAACGGUGACCUGCUGCUCCGUCUCCAUUCCCAGUAUCCUGGAGACAUUGGCUGCUUUUCCAUCUACUUCCUCAACCAUUUGGUGCUGGAUCCUGGUCAGGCCAUGUUCCUGGGAGCCAAUGAGCCUCAUGCUUACAUUUACGGAGACUGUAUCGAGUGUAUGGCCUGCUCAGACAACACUGUGAGGGCCGGUCUCACGCCGAAAUACAUUGACGUCAACACGCUGUGUGAAAUGCUGAACUACAGCCCCGCCCCCGCCAGCGCCAAACUCUUCCCCUGUGUCCAGGAUGCCUCAGAUCCCUGUGUGUCACUGUUUGACCCCCCAGUGCCAGACUUCACCGUCAUGAGGAUACAGGUCCCAGCCUCAGUGAAGCAGUACACAGUGGCCCCAGUCGACAGUGCCAGCAUCCUCCUGGUCAUCGAAGGUGAGGCCACGGCAACCUCCACUGCUGCUCUCUCUGAUGUCACACUGAGGCGGGGCACCGUCCUGUUUGUCUCAGCCAAUGAGAGUGUGUCCCUGCACAUCACCACCCCGUCAGGGAUGAUCAUGUUUCGAGCCUGCUGCCUCCUGUAAUUGUGAGUCUGUGGCUGUGUGCAAAACAUCAUACUACCUGUGCUCAAGAUUGCUGGACAAGGGACAUACUUAGAAUUAAGGUAAAAUAUACUGGCUUGUCAGUUUAUUAGGUACACCUAGCUCAUUGGACCUGAUGCAGUCCAAUACUGCAAUAAAGCGUACUGUAAUGAAGUUCAUAGUAUUCAUUUUGUGCUAUGUUCAUUGCUGUUUGUUUCCUUUAACGGGAUUACAUAACUACUGAGCCACUUUUUAGUAGAAUGUCCCUCUAGCACAGAGAAAUAUUUCUGUUUUGAUGUUUACUUUUUUAAUGAAUUGGCUGGACAAAAUAAUGGAAAGACGUCUCAGUGUCACACAAAAUUGCAGCCUCCAAAAGUCUGCAUAGGUUCUUAUCAGGUGUACCUAAUAAACUGGCAACUGAGUCUGCAACACUGAACAGCACCCUACAUAUGAUAUACAGUCCAAAGUACAAACAACACUGUUUGAAUCACUUGACCUUCAUCAGGUUACUGAGGAAGAACCUGAUUAUUUAUGGAGUUCAAAUGAUCAAAUCUUGAGAAUUAAAGUUCCUGAUCUUGAAAACAGCAGUUGAGAAAACAACCUAAGCUGAAGUCCAUUCUACAGCGUCUCCAAUUCAGUAAGGGAGACCCUACCUGCUGAUGAAGGUCAAUCUCUACGACUACUAAACUAACCCUCUGUUAAGGUAACUUUUUAUUGGGAGCACUUCAGUGUUACUGACUGUUUUACUCUUUAUUCUAAGCACAUUUCCUGUUACCAGACCUGUUACCCGCUAUUAUCUCAAAGUCAAAUCAGGACCUGUUUCACAACCCAUCACCUCUAAUUAAACACAGGCUACAUAUACAUUCACUCACACUAAAUGGGUUAUGGCCUGUUUGUCCUCCAGUUGGUUGAGUUGUGGUUGUCAAAGGUUGUUAUAUUUAUUUAAAGCUCAUACAUUGUGGCUAUUUUAACUAGCAAAAAAGCCACUGUGAACUGUUCACUACCAGCUAUCUCUGUCUCUAUUGUGACUCAUUUUCAUGUACAAGCGACUUCACUGUGGGCAGUGAGUUAUUUCCAUGGAAGUGAAGGUGUUCACAACAUAACAAAUCCUUGUAACUGUUAAAAAGUACUGCACAAUCAUUUUGAUUUCGGAUUUCUCAUUCUCAUCUGAUUUCUCUUUAAACCCGCGUCUGCUCCGUAGAUUACCUGUCGGCUACCCGACCCGGUGCAGGACUCUAGUAGAUGAUAAGUUCACGCUGGUGCAGUAAACCACCAAUAACUACUUUGUACGACUAUGGCACCACACCGCUGAUGACUGAACAUGUCUGCCCAGGAUCACUGGUGCAUCUUCCUGCUUCAUCAUUUAAACUUGAACAAGUAGAUAAAAAACAUUCUUAUAUUAACAGUUGAGAAUAUAUAGUGUAAUACAACUGAGAUGCCUGUGCAUGUUUAAUUUAGAGCAGUAAUACCGGGCAGGAACUUCUUUUUCUGUGACAGUGGUAGAAACCACACCAGUCACACUGAUGUUGACCCUGUAGAGUAUUAAAGCUUUUAAUAGUUAUCAGUGCAUGUUAAUGGUCUGGAAACUUCACAUCCAAGUAGAGAACAAUCCUAAAGAUAAAAAUUAGACGGUCCUCUAGCUACAACUGUCAUAUGAAGCAUGAGUACAUGGGAACCAGGAAUGAAUCUUCUGUAUGACUAAAAGUGGGCAACUGCUGCUUGUUACAUGCGUAAAACAAUUUGGCCCAAGCCUGCCAACACACCCCUGUAAAUUUGUACGACUAAAUGCUGCAUUUGGUUUUAUAUUAUAGGAACAAACACAUCUGUAUUUCUGAGUAUUUGAAGCAGAAUUUUUAAACUUUGUAUGUUUUGUUGUUUGUACUGAUCUGUCAAUGAGGCAUUACAUACUGAGAAAAUAUCCCUGAACUGGCUGUAUUAUAAGGUUUUACCUACAAAUUAUGAAAUCAGUGAGUGGGUUAUUUAUCUUACCGAUACACUUUUUUGUGGUGACGGCUUUUAAACAUGUUGGUACAUUGUUUUUCAUCUACAUUAUGUCGGUAUGGUGCAAACCUCCAUAUGAGGGUCGAUCUGAAUUCAAUCAAUCAUGACGUCAUGGAUUUUCUUGUAACGGUUUUUAUAGUUCAUCUUGAAUCAAAUAUUUAAGAAUGAAGCCUGCCGACCUACCAGUGAUUAAAUACUUGUCUUUAUAGUUUGACCUGAAUGAAUAUUGAGCCGAACCCCACUGAAGCCUUUACUGACUUCAUUACCAUGUCAGUAAAUGUGGGUUGAUCUCCAAGCUUGUCCCUAAUGCACUAACCCUUAAGUUAUUUGUUUGUGCUAAUACUGUUUGAAGAAAUGGAAGGAUAUUAAGAGAUUAGAAAGAUGCUAACACUUCAAAUCAGUGCAGAUUAAAGAAACGUUACAUCAUUCAAACUUUUUUUGUUACAAAUUUGCUUCUGUUUUUAUUUAGUGACAUAGUCUUGAAGGUGUCACUGUUUCAAAAAAGGGAUUUUGAGUUUUAACCUUUAAUCCAACACAUCUUUGUUACUGAUGUUAUUCCAAGUCACCUUAAUAGUUUUAAUAAUGUACUUUGCACUGAGGUCUUGUCUGAGUUUGAGUGUUUUUUCUUUAAACUCAUGUCCUUCAAAUGCGCACAAAUCUGAAGGCCACAGUGGUUUAGUUAAAUGAUUCUAUUCAACUAUUGUUAGAAGAUUGCUUGGAUUAUUUCUCUAGUGAGGGCAUGGUUUAGCAUUUUUGAAUAUGGUGAUGCUGUAGCAUGGGACUGCACAGAACGUGUAUGCAACAUUAGUUCAAUAAAACCUUGUUCCAUCCCUUAA
Messenger RNA from Paralichthys olivaceus (Japanese flounder), 4155 nucleotides. RefSeq names its product mannose phosphate isomerase (gene mpi). Gene Ontology annotation, biological process: carbohydrate metabolic process; GDP-mannose biosynthetic process. Gene Ontology annotation, cellular component: cytosol. The record is from RefSeq and is a predicted model, not a curated record. Gene Ontology annotation, molecular function: zinc ion binding; mannose-6-phosphate isomerase activity. Lineage: Eukaryota; Metazoa; Chordata; Actinopteri; Pleuronectiformes; Paralichthyidae.